This is a messenger RNA of Nymphalis io (European peacock), 1392 nucleotides long. RefSeq names its product RNA-binding protein 42. The transcript has 7 exons. The coding region runs from base 309 to 1298 and encodes 329 amino acids. Lineage: Eukaryota; Metazoa; Arthropoda; Insecta; Lepidoptera; Nymphalidae. The record is from RefSeq and is a predicted model, not a curated record. Gene Ontology annotation, molecular function: mRNA binding.
UGUCAACCUAAAUCACUUCUAAGUUCCAAGUUGCAAUUUGAUAAAAACUAUUAUACAUAAUUAUAAUACUGAAUUUGUAAAGCUAAACAAUUAUUUUAAUUAAAUUUUUGGUUUGAUAUCUAAAGAAUGUUUUUUCGUUAAUAUUACGAUUGCAGGUGCAACGACUAGUCUUAUCUAGGUUCUCAGAGCACGCUACUAAAAUGCAUCAUUCUGUACGUACUAUUAAAGGAAUUAUUUAAGAAACCACUUAGUUGACGUUACUACGUAAAAGUUUUGGAUUUCUUUUAGUUGAUACCUCCUGCAGCAACAUGGACGAUUCAAGUAAAUUUCAACAGAUGCAAGAUGAAAUGUCGAGAUUUGAGGCGGAGAUAUCGGGGUCGGACAUGGUUAUGAGGCCGGUGAUUGGUGCUGGUACUUUUGGCGCUGUACAACAACAGCUCGAGCGUGCGGUGCCUCCGCCGCCGCCGCCGCCGACAUUACUGUCACAGUUUGACCCAUCGGUUAUGGGAGCUCGUUUAAUGUAUCCCAAUGUACCACCUCCACCACCACCACCGUCUAUGAUGGUGCCGGCUUCUGUACAAAGACUCCGACCAUCAGGAUCAACAGAUCCAUACCCUGGUCCCUUGCCAUUCCUCAGGCCAGGAUUACCAGGUCCCCAGCUGAUCCCACCUCCACCUCCUAAACCUCAACCUGUGGUCCUGUCAGCUGCGCCCAAACUUUAUAAACCAAAGCCUAAAGAUGAUGAACUGAAAAAGGAAAAACAUGAGAGUAAAAAACGGAAGCGCGAGCGCGUCCCGUCGCCAUCGCCGGUGCGGAGCGCGGCGCCCGUCACGCCGCCCGCGCCGCCCCCGCCCGCGCCCCUCGAAGUCGCCGCGCCCAAAGGGAAGAAGGAGAAGAAGCAUCGGAAGGUUGUGAGGACAGCUGGUGGACAAGUUUGGGAAGAUGUGACUUUACUGGAUUGGCCUGACGAUGACUUCCGUAUGUUCUGUGGUGAUCUUGGAAAUGAUGUGACUGAUGAACUUUUGACACGAACAUUUGGUAAAUACACCUCGUUCCAAAGAGCUAAGGUUAUUCGAGACAAACGAACAAAUAAAAGCAAGGGGUUUGGUUUCGUCAGCUUUAAGGAUCCGGGUGACUUCAUCAAGGCUAUGAAAGAAAUGGACGGUCGCUACGUAGGCAGUCGGCCGAUCAAGUUAAGAAAAAGUACGUGGAAGAACCGAGCUCUGGACGUCGUGCGAAAGAAAGAAAAGGAGAAAGCGGCCCUUCUCGCUCUCCUCAUGUCUGGAAAUAAGAGCUGACAGAGUUAAUGUGACAUUGACAUUUAAACUGUCAAACAAAAUGCAAUGCUUUAGUUUUAACUUUAUUUAGCGUGAAGUAUAAAUAAUAACUAUU